ACAUUUUAGAUCGAUAAUCUGGGUGAAUGAUACAGUUUUGACAUUUUUUUUUUUUUUUUUUUUCAGUUGUAAAUCCAACGAAAGUCAUUAAACAAUACAUUUAUCCACAGGGCGUAUGCAAUGUAUUGGUUGGGACAGAAAAUACAGUGAUAAUUAACGAAGCAGAAAGACUUCUGUCAGAUGAAUCAGCUCGCGGAGAAGCUAAUCUUAACCGGGAUGAAGUAUUGGUUGGUCUUCUUAACAUCAUACUGAACCCAAAGUUGUCAACAAAUCCGUCGCCAAUGCCAAAACGGGAGCUUGAAGCAACAUUUAUAAAGUCUUACGGAAAGCAUUUUUCUUGUAAGACAUUCAAAGAGGUAGCAGGAAUUCCACUGGAUUUGUUUUUAGACAAAUAUCCUGAAUCAUUUCACAAAUAUAAUAAAAAGGGUGAAGUGAUGUUGAGGUCUAUGACACGCAAGCCUACCAACAAAAUAAAAAGUAAUCAUAAGAUGACAAGAUGUGACUCGGCGUCUUCGAGCGUUGAAACAACUGCUUCUUUUUAUACUGCAAAUGACAACGAUAGCGAUAUGUUUUUAUCUGAAAACGACUCUUGUUUAGAAACUUCGCCACUAUGUGAUCAGCAACAAAACCUCGCUGAUACAAAAAGGAAAACACCGAUAACAUCUUCAAGUGAGGAAAAUGGGAGUGAUGCGGAUUGCUUAACACCACGAAAUGAAGGCAUUGAAGAAAGCGAAGACAAAUGCGAGUCUGGUGAAUGGAGAACAGUUCAAAAUAAGAAAAAAAGAAAGAAGAACCCAAUCAAGGGGUUAAGCCAAAAACACUCGGACAUUCAAGAUAAUCGUUCUUGGAAAAACCCACUUGACUCAACACCCAAGAAAAAGAAAGAUAUUGGAAACCAGACGUUGUUACGGCAGUUAUUGUCCAAAUCUGAAGAUAAGAAUUUAAGGUUUGUUGGUGAGGAUGCGUAUAGAAGUCCCCUGAAAUGCAUGGUGGACAUAGUAAGCAUGUGGAAUACGCCUACUUCAGCGCCCUCCUUCAUUGUUUUUGGUGCAAGUAUGGACGCGAAUGGGCAGAUGCGACUUCAAGGGUUGGCUUCUGAGUAUGACCUUCAGUGCUUUAAUUCUCUAUUUGAUAGAGACAAUUUUACAACUGUUCCUCAAUUUUCAUACUUUGAAACUACACAUAACGAUAAAACAUUUGGAGUAUUCACAAUACCAAGCAGCGAGGGACACAGUGCACCAUGCAUAGUGAAAUAUUCAGCAUCAGAUGACUUGCAAAGCAUCACAAAAUCACAGCUGUGGCACAGACCUCUUCUGGAUAAUAACGUAUGUGAACCCACAGAAGAUGAAUAUACACGCAUAUAUCAAUGGUUCAACAGAAAUCCAUCGUCUUCGUCAGCUGCAGACAAAGUGGCUGCAUGUGAUGGCAGUAAAGCAAAAGAAACCAAAUCUGGGGAAAAUAGCAAUUCACCUAAAAUAUACAAGACGACAGGAGAACUGAGGAAGAUCAUCAACGUUAGAAAAGAUCAUUUUGUUUUAGUUGCUGGUGACAUUCCUCCUGGAUUGCCGGACCUUGGAGCAAUAUCUCUAAUUCCAUGGAUUGCAGUCUUCGACAUGGAUUUGAAUAGUAGGGACAGAGGUCUGUUGCGCGCCAAUGAACGACUUAUUUCAAAGGAAAGAUCGUUACAAAUUACAACCUGGAAAGAACCUGCAGCGAGCAUAGUAGAAGAGGGAACGAGAUGGUGCUUUAUACGAGGUCGAAGAGAUGACCCAAGGAGUAAAAUUACCCCUACCGAUGACGUUCGUGUAUGGUACAAAACCGUACAAUCAUCACUUGAUGCCCACAUUGAGCAACUCAGAAAAUUCGCAACUGGUUACACUAUUUUGAAUGUUGUUGUGAUGUGGCCGACUGAUGAAUCAAUCGCCCCUUUCUUGCAAAAAAUGUUGUCGAAACUGGACGAAAACGUUGACCCAGCGCCUAAAAUUCUUUUAUUCAUGCCUUCACCUCCGACAACGUCAAAGGGUCGAGCAGUGUUUCAGUUGCUGUGUAGCGAAUACAAACAAAACAUUACGAUUUUCCAGUUAGAAUUGAAAGACAUACUGAAUGGGUUGAAGGGUUUCUUGAAAAGAACCGAUACUCCGAAGUUUAAAAAAUUUGAACUUCCCCAUUCAGAUGAAUGCGAAAACCAAGACAUAACUGAUGAAAAUGCAGCAUGGUUACGUGAAGAUUUGGAUGUUCUGUUUCUGAAAAGUCCGUACGCUAAAGUGGAUGAGGAUCUAAGUGUUCUUCAAGAGGAAAAAAACAAGUUCUAUCAAGGUGGUACACUUCAUUGGUCUACGUGGUAUGGAUGUGACUCUAGAUCUCUGGAUGUUCCGCGAGAUAUAAGAGAUUCUUUCGCGCGGACAAUACAAGACCUUAUCACCGAAAAUCGCGGAAACCUUCUGUACCUCUAUCAUGAUCCUGGAUCAGGAGGUACAACGCUUUCCCAAAGACUGCUGUGGGAUUUUCAUACACAAGUGCCAUGUGUCCAUCUGAAAACAAGGACAUAUACAUCGACAAAAACAUUGAAAGAGAGGAUUGACUUUCUCUAUGAAAAAACCUUACUACCAGUGAUUUUGCUUGUAGAUGGAGAGGAUGAAUCUAAGGUGAAAAAUAUGUUUAGAGAGUUAAACGCUAGAAGCCCCAUAAUCAUCAUUUGUGUGAAACGCCACCCGUUCCAAGAACACGAAAAGAGACUUUCUCAAAAACUCAAAGGACACGUGUCAAACAGCGAAGCGAAAAAUCUAGCAAUGCAAUAUAUAGAACAAUGCAAAGAUGACGUACCUAAGAAGAGGGAGCUGAACAGACUGUAUGAAGACGUCACGGCAAAACGUUCCCAUUGUCUCUAUGAGUUUGGAUUAACAGCUUUUCUUCAUGAAUUCACAGGAUUGGCACCCUAUGUCAGAGGUUAUCUACAACCUCAUUUCGAUCCUUCUUGUAAAUCCAUUCACCCCAAAUUGAGAAUUCUUGGGUACUUGUCCCUGGCUUACUUUUAUGGACAUACUUCAUUGCCAUGCCAAUUUUUCGCUGAGUUGCUUCAUAAACCGUCGAACUAUUCUGUAGAUCUCGACGACUUUCCUCAUCCGAUUGGACUUUUCAUUGUUCCAGAUGAUACUGAGGGAAGACGUAAAAACAUACGUAUUUGUCAUUACUUGAUUGCAAAAGAAAUCCUGGAAUACAUCCUUGGUAGUGACAAGAAAAAAUGUGGCAACACAGGAAAUGAGCUGAGCUAUUCAGCAAAACAUAAUCUUUCAGAGUUUUGUCUUGAACUGAUAGAUUAUGCUAGCAACAAGAAAUUGAGGAGUGGAAUUUCAACAGAAAUAACUGUGCAUUGCUUAACAAGAAUCUUCAUUUUUCGUGACAACAAGGACGUUGGCCAGACCACAGAAAUGCGAAGAAAACCGGUUUUGUCAAGAGUUAUAAAUGACAUUAAUUCCACCGCACCAAACUUCACUGAACGGCUCCAGGUUCUAGAAAGAUUGACAAAAAAAUUCCCAAAUGAUGCAAGCUUUCUAGCUCACCUUGGCAGGUUCUACUCAUUCUGUAGACCAGACGAAAUCGAAAAAGCUGAGGAAUGCUUCAGGAAAGCACUCGACUUGUGUCCGAAGUGCAAGGAUGAAGAAAGCAUUGAGGCAAUAGAUGAUCGGUCGAAAACAAUACUGGUACACAUAUACCAUAUGUAUGGAACAGUACUGCAAAGGCAAAUAGCUCAGUAUACGGGAAAUGCUGCUCAUGAGAAACCGGAAAAGGAGACUAAGCAAGAAGAUUUCCGAAAAAGAUUCGACGAAAUCAGAGAUGUUGCGAAGACCGCCUGCAAAUUAUUUGAAAAUUGCAGAAAGUUCACGGCGACUGGGCAUGAAAACGGAUAUGGAUAUAUCGGGGAGAUUUACGUUCGCCUACAAGUAUGUGAUUUCGUACAACGAAACUACAGAAAUGGUGAUGGUGCUGUAGGAAUCAAAGGAUUCUUGUCUUCAAAUGGAAAAGGAAAAUGUACAGCCAAAAAGUUCCUAAGAAAAAGCGCAUAUAUCAUCCCAAAUUUGAUCUCGAAGUGUUACAUGGUAGUCGAAAAGAACGAUAUAGACUCUGGAUUAAACAAAGCGGUUAUUUGGUUUAAUCACUUGUUUCAAGCAGAGAAAUUAAAUGUGGAAGGAUUGGCUGUUCAAGAGGACGAUAAUUCCUACCGACUGAAAAUUGCGAUCCGAAAGCAGCGAUAUGCCAAAACUAAGGACUCGUUGGCGUUGCUAGAAUGUGUCGACAAUCCUCAGGAUAUGAAAGAAAUCGUUGAAUGCUACGAAAAAAUAUUCCAGAAUGUGGCACAUUCAAACCAACUCAGCUACAGAAAACGGCAAGAAACGGAACUGGAGUUCAUGGAAUGGUUGACUGCAAUAAGGCAUAGGUUGUGCUUUAAGGCGUACACAAUUACAGAUGUUCUCACACAGGUGGAGAUAUGGGAUGAUAAGAUACCUUCUGCAAUGUCAACGUUUUACAGUUUCGUCUUGAAAAGUAUCCUUGGAAUCGGUACUGUUAAACAGAAAGGAGAUACUGAAAACCUUCUUGAUGCAAAAGCGAUGAUAAAAAAGAUGCAGCAGUAUGGGCGAUCAGUCUUGAGGCCAAAGUUUCCAAGAGAAUGGAUGGGGGCAUCGGGUGAAGGGAUUAAGUGUUUAAUACCUGGAACACGAUAUCUUGGGAUGUCAUCCGAAGACCAGCCGCAAAGUCAAAGAGAUGCGCGGGUUUUUAAGGGAACAAUCGCUCCUCCAAAUCGCCGGAAGGCUGCAGGUAUCAUUCAACUUGACCUAGGUGACAACGAUAUUGAAGUCCGGGUGUUUUUUAUCCCAAACAAUGUCAACCUUUCUGGAUCUCAGUAUGCUGCAAAACGAGUAGAAUUCGAAUUAGCAUUCAGUCUACAACACGGUUAUGAAGCGUUCGCAGUGAAACUACUCCGACUUUAUGGCUGCACACAGUGCAGUUUAUCAGCAGAAAUAUGUAGUCGAGAAAGCAGCGCCCGGUGUCAAGUUUGUAGUACAAUAAUUCAGAAGGACGAGUUCACAUUGACCCAAGCUAGGCAAAGUCCAUAGAUCGUAUGUGUCACAGAAGAAAAAGAAUGCUGCUCAGGACAAAAGCGAAACUACCAAGUGUUGUGUAUGUUAAGAUUUUCUUUAAACAAUGUUCACUUUGUCUUGGACAAUAUGAUGAAACAUAGUUGAAAUACAUUUGAUGUAGUUAUUGUUUUACCAUUCUUAAAGUAAUGAUAUUCCCUGUCACUUGGACUACUUAUAUAUUCACCCGAUCUGCGUUGUUUGGUUGUAGUUUCACUUCAGGUUUAACAACUAAUCUCUGACAUGUGGACAAAUGACGUAUACAUGUUCAUCCGUUUAUAAGCAACAGAUGGAGUUAGACGAAAUGAAUUUGAGCAAUUAAGAAUAGUGUUGACGAUUUCAUUAACUAUUAUUAUCCCCUCGCGAAGAAAGUCGGGGAGGGGAUAUAGCGUUCCGUUCAUUUUUGAACGGAUUCUGACCAAACUUCAUACAUGGAUCCAGCAUGGGAAU
This is a messenger RNA of Pecten maximus, 5585 nucleotides long. RefSeq lists its product as uncharacterized. Gene Ontology annotation, molecular function: protein binding. The transcript is spliced from 2 exons. Gene Ontology annotation, cellular component: cytoplasm. Lineage: Eukaryota; Metazoa; Mollusca; Bivalvia; Pectinida; Pectinidae. The record is from RefSeq and is a predicted model, not a curated record. Bases 282 to 5114 code for a protein of 1610 amino acids.